Molecule: messenger RNA, 1551 nt
Organism: Cladophialophora psammophila CBS 110553
Lineage: Eukaryota; Fungi; Ascomycota; Eurotiomycetes; Chaetothyriales; Herpotrichiellaceae
Product: galactokinase
Exons: 1
Coding region: 1-1551 (516 amino acids)
Biological process (GO): carbohydrate phosphorylation; galactose metabolic process
Cellular component (GO): cytosol; cytoplasm
Molecular function (GO): galactokinase activity; ATP binding
Source: RefSeq, a predicted model, not a curated record
AUGGCAGGCCUUGUGCCAAAAGUUGACAGCCUAGACCAUGUGUAUGCAGGAGCAUCCGAGAGUCGCGCUGUGCCUGUCGAGCUCGAGCAACGUUUCAAGAAUUUGAUCCAGACGUUCAAAAGCGACUAUGGCCACAAGCCAGACUUCGUGUCCAGAAGCCCCGGACGAGUCAAUAUAAUUGGCGAACACGUCGAUUAUUCGCUCUACAAUGUUUUGCCGGCUGCUCUGACCGUUGAUGUGCUGAUCGCAAUCCGGAUUGUCCCCCGUGGAAAUGGUGAUGCUGCUGAGAUCAAGAUUGCCAAUAUUAAUCCCACAAAGUAUCCUUCGAAAAAUUUGACAAUUCCGAAUUCCGGAACAGUCAAAGUCGACCGCGAGAAUCAUUCAUGGAGUAACUACUUCUUGGCUGGAUUGAAAGGGUCGCUGGAAUAUCUCCAACAGCAGUUCGGCGACUCUUUCAAGCCCAAUGGCAUGGAGGUCCUAAUCGACGGGAAUGUCCCGGCGGGUGGCGGCCUGUCUAGCAGUGCAGCCUUUGUCUGUGCUUCUGCUUUGGGUGUUAUGGCAGCGAACAACCACGACAUUUCAAAACAGGAUCUGCUUGACCUCUGCAUUGUGUCGGAACGUGCUGUCGGAGUCUUCUCAGGGGGGAUGGACCAAGCUGCGUCGAUAUUCUCUGAGAGGGGUUAUCUUCUGUACUGCCGCUUCUUCCCAGAAUUCUCUGCAGAACAUGUCCCUAUGCCCACGUCGGACCCGGAGGUCACAUUCCUGAUAGCACAAUCUUUCGUUACUUCCGACAAGGCGGUGACGGCACCGCUUCAUUACAACCUCAGGGUGGUUGAGUGUACCUUGGCGACUGUGGUGUUGGCAAAACUCCAUGACAUUGCUCUGAAUCCAGAUCACAGCUCGCUUGGAUUUUGCCUGCGCAACUUUCAAGAAGAACUCAUGAAGAAAGAAGGGCGUACAGAUGAGCCUCUGGCGGCACAGGUCGACUCCAUGAUCGAGAUCAUAAAGUCAAAGCUUAAAGAGGAGGGCUACACUAGACAAGAUAUUGCAGAGAUUCUGGGAAUUUCCGUACAAGAGCUGGAAAAGCAGUAUAUGUCGAAGUUUCCCAUUCGGGCAGAUCUAUUCAAACUGAGGCAACGAGCGUUGCAUGUCUUGGAAGAGGCUGGGCGUGUCCUCAAGUUCCGAGACACUUUAACGACGUCAGGAAAAUUGGAUGAAGGGAAGUUGCUCUAUCUCGGUGAUCUCAUGAAUAAGACACAAGCUUCAUGCAGAGAUGUGUACGAAUGUUCAUGUCCUGAGAUUGAUCAGAUCUGCUCCAUCGCACACAAAGCUGGGGCGUAUGGAACUCGACUCACCGGUGCCGGCUGGGGUGGUUGCACAGUGCAUCUGGUGCCUCAGCACAAGAUUCUUGCUGUGACUGAAGCGCUUAAGCAAGAAUACUAUUAUAAAAAGUUCCCAGAGAUCAGCAAAGAGAAGCUUGAGGAAGCCAUUGUCGUCUCCAAACCCAAUCAAGGGUCGUCGCUGAUUGUCGGUGCGGCCCUUGAUAUUUGA